This is a messenger RNA of Caenorhabditis angaria, 1385 nucleotides long. The record is from the annotation of a GenBank genome assembly. NCBI's taxonomy places the organism in Eukaryota, Metazoa, Nematoda, Chromadorea, Rhabditida, Rhabditidae.
AUGAAAUUGAUUUUCCUUCUAUUAUUUUUUGAGAAUUUGGAUAAUGUUUUUGGAGUCACUUGUCACUGUGAUAUGUAAGUUUGGAGAUCAUACAUUCAAAAAUCAAAACAAUAAAUAAAUAUCUUGAUAUAUCCAAAAUUCCAAUGCGGAUGGUAAGAAACAUAUGAUCAGAAUGCGCGAUUUUUAAAAUACUUGCCAAAAAACCUGAUAUAUUUUAAAAGAUAUGUUGUUUGUUUGUUUGUCUCAAAAGAUCAGGAGAUUACAUAGGAGGGAAAUGAUGUUUUUGAAAAAAUUUCAGCGCAACUUGUGGAGAGGCAGCAGAGUGUCAAGGGCAAUAUUGUUUCACAACAUGGAUUUUGGCGGGUGGAGAACGAGACACAAUGGUUAGUGAGGAAAUUUUGAUCUAGAUAAGUCAAAAGAAAUCUAAUAUCUAACAUGUGACCUAUUCAUGACGUUCUGGGAAACAUUAUCUUCCGAAUUAAAAAAAAUUCUAACAGGGCUGCAUUUCAACUCGACAAGAACUUUCAACAAGUCAGUGCGUUGAAAACAGGAAAAAAUCAGUCACUUGCAUUUGUAAGUUUUUGUUUCAAGCAAAUUUCCAAAAACCUAUUCAAUUUUUUUCAUGUGACACGGAAUACUGUAAUAGCGAUGAUUUCGCAAUUCCUACUGAUGCAACAUUUUACACUCCUCCAACAGUCAAGUGUCUCGAAUCAGUCUCAGAAAUUGAGGAUGAUUUCUGCUUCGGUCAUUCAUGCAGCUAUUGGGGAUAUACUGUAAGUGGCCACUUCAAAAAAAAACAUCACUUCUUCUUUUUUUUCUUGUUAGCGUCAGAACGAAUUUGGUGAUUUGAAAGCGUAUUCGAUUGUUCAAGGAUGUUCGAAUGCGAUCGGUAGGGAAUUUUUUAGUUGAAAAAAAUCAGGGGGUACACAAUAAAAAAAAUAAUUUGAGAUAUGUUGAAUGUUUACGGCAAAACUAACAGUUGUUCAUUAAUUGGAGAUUCAUUUGUGUGUCUUUGUGGAAGUGAAUAUUGUAACAAACAACAACCUUAUGAAGUUAAAAUUGGAAAUACGAAAUGUUAUCGAUUUGAUUCUCAAAAAAUGUAUCGAUCUGAAUAUUGUUAUGGUGAUUUAUGCUUUCGUAAAAAACUUCACACGGCCUUAAUCUUGGUUGUGCAAGGUAUUCAACCAAGAAAUCUUUCGUUUCAGUGAAACAUGUAGUUCUUUUUUGCAGUUUUGCCUACGCAGAAGGUUUGGAACAUAUGUCGGAACCAGGAAUGGAAGGCGAUUCUUUUGACACAUAUCGUUUAUGUGAUGAGGACUUGUGUAAUGGAGAAUAUACUCCUAAUUGAAUUUUUGUUAAAGAAAAAAUACUUACAAACUUUUUAA